AACUUUCUAAAGAAGCAAGACUUUUCUCUUUUUGUUUUUUUACGCACAAACACACUACACAUCAAUACGUCAUAGCAACUAUGGAACGUCUUCGUUCACUUCAUAAUCUCAUCAUUUCUUACUUUUGUCUCUCUUCUUCGUCGAUGCUGUUUUGGUGUACUUGCUUUCUCGUGCUGUUAUUUACGACAACUACAAAUGCUUUAGUGAAACUCCCUGAAAACACGGUUGUUCCGGCGGUAAUAGUGUUCGGGGAUUCAAUUGUCGAUGCCGGAAAUAACGACGACAUGAUAACAGAAGCUAGAUGCGAUUAUCCUCCCUACGGCAUUGAUUUUGAUGGUGGGGUUGCUACGGGAAGAUUCUCCAAUGGCAAAGUCCCCGGUGAUAUUGUAGCGGAAGAGUUUGGGAUUAAACCGAGUAUACCGGCAUAUCGAGAUCCGAACCUAAAACCGGAAGAUCUUUUGACCGGUGUAACAUUUGCUUCCGGUGGUGCUGGUUAUGUUCCUUUGACAACCAAAAUAGCGGGAGGAAUAUCGUUACCGCAACAGUUGAAAUAUUUUGAAGAAUAUAUAGCAAAACUGAAGGGAAUGGUUGGAGAAGAGAGGACAAAAUUCAUAAUCAAGAAUAGCUUGUUCGUUGUAAUAAGUGGUAGUAACGAUAUCGCCAACGACUUCUUUGCUCUCCCUCCGGUUCAGCUCCAUUACACUAUUGCUUCUUUCACCGCUCUUAUGGCCGACAAUGCUCGCUCUUUUGCUCAGACACUCUAUGGAUAUGGAGCUAGAAGAAUACUUGUAUUUGGUGCACCACCAAUAGGAUGUGUACCUUCGCAGAGGACUGUAGCAGGAGGACCUACAAGAGAUUGUGUUGCUAGGUUUAACGACGGAGCAAAACUAUUCAAUACUAAGCUCUCCGCAAAUAUUGAUGUCUUGUCAAGAACUCUUCAAGCGCCGACAAUAAUCUAUAUUGACAUCUAUAAUCCUCUUCUUGAUCUCAUUUUAUACCCUCAACAAUAUGGAUUUAAGGUGGCCAAUAAAGGAUGUUGUGGAACCGGCCUAAUAGAAGUUACCGCGCUAUGCAACAACUAUACAGCUGCUGUGUGUCCCAGAAGAUCUGAUUAUGUGUUUUGGGAUAGUUUUCAUCCCACCGAAAAAGCUUACAGAAUUAUAGUUGCAAAACUUUUUGAUAAAUAUCUCGACAGAUUCUUCUAGUCGACAUAUAGAUAGCUUCCUAUCUUCUUAGCAUGGUCGAUCGAUACACUAUUUGAAUAAAUCAUUCCAACUCGAAGAGAAAAUUACACUCUUGUCAGCUUUCUCUUCCUCAAAUGGCUUGUAAUUGUCUCAUAUGAUAUAUUUGAUGAUGGAUUACAUAUACAAGAUUCAUGUAUGUA
This is a messenger RNA of Capsella rubella, 1384 nucleotides long. Its product is annotated as GDSL esterase/lipase EXL1. Lineage: Eukaryota; Viridiplantae; Streptophyta; Magnoliopsida; Brassicales; Brassicaceae. Gene Ontology annotation, molecular function: lipase activity. Gene Ontology annotation, biological process: lipid metabolic process. The record is from RefSeq and is a predicted model, not a curated record. The coding region runs from base 81 to 1205 and encodes 374 amino acids. Gene Ontology annotation, cellular component: extracellular region. The transcript has 5 exons.